Molecule: messenger RNA, 1325 nt
Organism: Culex pipiens pallens (northern house mosquito)
Lineage: Eukaryota; Metazoa; Arthropoda; Insecta; Diptera; Culicidae
Product: transcription factor E3-like
Exons: 2
Coding region: 43-960 (305 amino acids)
Biological process (GO): regulation of transcription by RNA polymerase II
Cellular component (GO): nucleus
Molecular function (GO): RNA polymerase II cis-regulatory region sequence-specific DNA binding; DNA-binding transcription factor activity, RNA polymerase II-specific
Source: RefSeq, a predicted model, not a curated record
CAAUUUUCUGUAUCCCGUGAAAAAUUCACACUCUCUCCAACCAUGAACAACUGUCGCAUCCUGGUCGAUGUCGACUGCAGUCGCUUCGAGGACGAUGCCUUCUCGCUGUUGGACAAGUCCGCCGAGGUCAACGUGGUGCGUGACCUCAAGUCCUCCACGGUCGUCCCGCGGUUCGAUCAAACGAGCUUCCCGCACCUGAACACCUCCUCGAGAACCCAGCUCAAGCAGCAGCUGCUUCGGGAACAACUCAAAGCGUACGACAAGAGUCCCUCCCCGUCGCCGUCGGUCUUCUCGGUGAAGCUUCCGCUGGAGAACAUGGACAUCGAUCUGCCCAAGAAGGUGCUCCAGGUUGAGACCCGGCUGGAGAACCCAACCCGGUACCACGUGAUCCAGAAGCAGAAGACUCAGGUCCGGGAGUACGUGACGGCCGCGCUCAAGAUGACCAAACCGCCGGUUCCCCGCGAGGCCAGCCACUCCCGGAUGAUGAUCCUGUCCAAGCUGUACGACUCGUUCAUCAACACGAAACCGUCCACUACUGCUGCUAGCAGUGCUUCCGGAAGUGCCACAGCAGCUCCCCCGGCUCCAGCUUCCGGGGCGUCAACGCCGUCCUCGGUCACCGAGCAGGAGUGGCGGCUCGAGAUGAAACUGUCGACCCGCUUCGGCAACAAGCUCUACUCGACCUUCAUCGAAGAGCUGGACUACGUGCGGGAACUGCUCGGCAUGAUCCGGUUCGAGAUCCCCAAGUGGGUCUUCGUGGUGACGGAGUUCGAGAGCGAAAUCUCCUCCUUCCAGAACACGAAGGCCGCCGCCAUGGAGGAUCUGCUGAUCAAGCAGGCGCUGAGCAACGAGAAGAACUCCAAGCACGAGAAGUUUAUCGAGCCGGAAGUGCGCGAUCGGAUCAAGAAAGAUAACCAUAACUGCAGUAGGUAUUGGGGCGUCGAAGUGAGGGGGAUUGGGUAAGGUGGUCCCCCUUUCGGAACUCGAUGACUCGUUGGUGUUGAGCGGUGUAACGUAUAGCGAAGACUGAUCAAAAUAACUGAAAUACUCUUGCACGUCAGGAUGAAAUCGAUAUUUUAUUAUAAUUCAACAACAUUACAUUCCAAAUUCCGUUUAGCUUCUUUUGUCUCUUCCCCAUGGCAGCACAAAUUCGUAGACUUCAGCUCUUUUCUAGGUUCAAAAGGUACCCUCGUCCCCUUCGGUUUCCUUGAGCUCAGCUUGCUGGUGAAGUUUGUCAGCUCCUCCCUGUUCGAAUGCAUGCUGAUGGUCCUUGCGGUCGCGUUACGAUGGAUAAACCUGUCGUUUGAAGUUUAAGUUCAAACUCGUUC